AUCAGUGAUGAAGCUGAAUUUGACUUUAGCCUUAGCCACCUAACCUCCAAAAAAUCUGAGGAUAUAUUUUGAUUUUCGUAUUUUUUAAGUAAUAUUUUGUAUAAUAAUAUGUUCAGAUAUGUGAACAAACUUAUCGAAUUGAAUGUUCUUAGGUCUAAGAGAGAUAUUCCCUACAAAAUAAUAAGACGAUGUUACUGCAAGGAAAAACCGAAUGAGGAAUUCGAUUUCGUAUCAGUGCCUAUCGAGCACAUUAGAAAUUUCAGUAUAAUUGCUCACGUAGAUCAUGGCAAGAGUACUUUGGCUGAUAGGCUUUUAGAAUACACUGGUGCGAUUAAGCGAGUGGAGGGCCAGAAUCAAGUACUUGAUAAAUUACAAGUGGAAAAAGAGAGGGGUAUCACAGUGAAAGCUCAGAGUGCUUCUAUUGUGUAUUAUUUAGAAGGAAAACCUUAUAUUCUGAACCUAAUAGACACACCUGGUCAUGUUGAUUUUUCCAGCGAGGUUUCUAGAUCUUUAUCUGUCUGUCAAGGUGUAAUAUUGUUGGUAGAUGCAAAUGAUGGAGUACAAGCUCAAACAGUUGCAAAUUUCUAUUUGGCUUUUGGGAAAGAUUUGGAAAUAAUUCCAGUAUUGAACAAGAUUGAUCUGAAACAAGCAGAUCCAGAUAGAGUUUGUAAUCAGCUAAGAACUCUAUUUGAUAUUGAGCCAAAUGAAGUCUUGAAAGUAUCUGCUAAGCUUGGUAUAGGAAUCAAAGAAGUAAUAGAAAAAAUUAUACAACAAUUACCUCAUCCUAAAGUUGAUAGAAAGGGACCACUUCAAGCUUUUUUAUAUGACAGCUGGUAUGACAAAUACAGAGGAGCCCUAUUAUUGGUGUACCUAAAUAGUGGAAGCAUCAGAAUUGGUGACACUAUUACUUCCCAUCAUUCAAAGAAGACCUAUGAAGUUAAAACAUUGGCUGUUUUAACACCAGGGGAACAAAACGUUAAACAAUUAGUGGCUGGUCAAAUUGGACUGAUUGGCUGUAAUAUGAGAAAUAUCAAAGAAGCAAUUGUAGGAGAUACUUUUUAUUCAUCGUCUAUGCCCGUUGGUCCUUUACCGGGUUUCAAACCACCAAAACCUAUGGUAUUCGCUGGUAUAUAUCCAUCGGGGUUAUCAGAUUAUGGUGAACUAAGAAAAGCCAUAGAAAAAUUGAUACUUAAUGAUUCUGCAGUCUCUGUUGAAAUGGAUACAAGUCCAGCGUUGGGUCAAGGUUUUCGUUUGGGAUUUUUAGGGCUUCUGCAUAUGGAAGUUUUUUCUCAGAGGUUAGAGCAGGAACAUGGAGCAGAACCAAUUAUAACAGCGCCCUCUGUAACGUAUAUGAUAAAACUUAAACCUACCAAGGAAACUUUGAAAAAUGGAACUGAUGAAAUACUUAUAAAUAAUCCUGCACUUUUUCCAGAUCAUUUCAAAAUUGAGGAAACUUAUGAACCUUUGGUUUUAGGAACUAUAAUAAGUCCGGAUACUUAUUUGGGGCCAAUUAUGCAACUCUGCAUAAGUCGUAGAGGUGUCCAAUUGAAAGCAACAAACAUUGAUAACGAAAGAGUAAUGCUGCAAUAUUCACUACCGCUCUGUGAAAUUGUUUUGGACUUCCAUGACGCACUGAAAAGUAUAUCCUCUGGUUAUGCUAGCUUCGAUUACGAAGAUGCUGGUUACCAAUUGAGUAGCUUAGUUAGGAUGAAUGUCCUGCUGAAUAACGUCCCAUGCGAUGAACUGUCAACAAUAGUCCAUACCUCAAAAGCUCAAACUGUUGGGAAGCAAAUGGUUGCGAGACUCAAGGACUUGAUACCCAGACAGAUGAUCCAUAUAGCGAUUCAAGCGACUGUUAAUGGAAAAGUUGUAGCUAGGGAAAAUAUUAAACCGUUCAGAAAAGAUGUAACUGCCAAACUGUAUGGUGGCGAUGUCACAAGACGAAUGAAACUGUUGGCUCAACAGGCGGCUGGUAAGAAGAAAAUGAAAACUAUAGCAAACAUAUCCGUGCCAAGACAUACCUUCAUCGAUUUCUUGAAAAAAUAAUAGUGUAAUUGAGAUUGGAGACUAUACGAAAAUAAAAAAAACUCAAACAUG
Messenger RNA from Coccinella septempunctata (seven-spotted ladybird), 2097 nucleotides. RefSeq names its product translation factor GUF1 homolog, mitochondrial (gene waw). The transcript is spliced from 9 exons. Gene Ontology annotation, biological process: positive regulation of translation. Lineage: Eukaryota; Metazoa; Arthropoda; Insecta; Coleoptera; Coccinellidae. Gene Ontology annotation, cellular component: mitochondrion. Gene Ontology annotation, molecular function: mitochondrial ribosome binding; GTP binding; GTPase activity. The record is from RefSeq and is a predicted model, not a curated record. The coding region runs from base 109 to 2046 and encodes 645 amino acids.